Anopheles maculipalpis is the source of this 2834-nucleotide messenger RNA. It is a transcript of the gene prom, whose product is annotated as prominin-1. The record is from RefSeq and is a predicted model, not a curated record. NCBI's taxonomy places the organism in Eukaryota, Metazoa, Arthropoda, Insecta, Diptera, Culicidae. The transcript has 7 exons. Gene Ontology annotation, cellular component: membrane. Bases 119 to 2833 code for a protein of 904 amino acids.
UCGCUGGAAAUUAGAUAUGCCAUCCAUAAGCACACCCACCAACAGAGGGGACGACAACCAAAUGCUGGAUGAACAAUAGGUUUGACUUUUUUGGUUUUGACUGGCUCAACGUUAAGCCAUGGAGCAGGCAGUCGCCAUCCCACACGACUAUCCAGAGCCGGUCGCGACAGACAGUUACAUCAUACCGACACUUGGACUUUACCAUGGCACGUUUGUCUUUUCCUAUCUGUCCACGUUUCUGUCCUACAUCACACCGUACGAUCUGCCAGUAGUCUAUUGCAUUCUAGAGCUUCUGCGAGAUGCGUUCCACACGAAGGUGUCCUUCCUGCAGUUAAUACUCGAGGCACUCAAGGUUGAGUCGGGAUAUAUCUGUCUGAUAGCGAUUUUCUUCCUGAUAUCGCUUAUACCACUCUGCUACACUAUUGCCUGGGGAUGUGCGAAGGAAGCGGACGAUGAUCUCAAUCCGGGACCCACCGUCGACGCUAUCAUACAGGCGGAGGAGCUAUCACUUGAAGAGUCUUUGCACUGCCGGAAAAGCUUUCUGGGACUGAUGCUACAGGUCGUCAUACUGCUGUUGAUCGCUGGUGUAAUAGCAAUGUUCGUGACGAACGAACAAAUUGCAUCGGCCGUUGAUCACACGCCUACCGUUGUACGGUCAUCGCUGCUGGAUGCAGCAACGUUCCUGCGCGACGCAGAAUCACAAAUGCGUUUCGUGAUAGCUGAAGGACUCGCCACCGCUACCGAGCGCAUUCGGAACGAUCUGGAAAGUGUAGACAAAUUGCUCGGCGAGCCGAUUCAACACCAUUUGGCGCUGUUUACCGGUAUCGACAUCAUCUUCGAGUCCAUCAUCGAGAUCAGCACCAGCAGUAGCAAUCUGUCUCGCCGCAUCCAUCUGCUUCAGGACGCAUUAGCAAGGGCAGCUAAGAUCUCAUACGAAGCAGAGUAUCGGUUGGACGAGCUGCAGAUACAGCUGUCCGUGCUGCAACGUCAGUGCACGUUCCGCGAUCGGCCGCUUUGCGAUACGCUACGGAUUCGGAACUUUGAAGACACAGGCCUAAUCGAGCGUAUUCGAAAGCUGCAGGUCGAUCGAACGCUGGCCAAGCUCAUGGCGAUGGGUGAGGCCAGUCGUAACAGUAGCAUGCACGCUUUAACGCAGGAACUAACACUAGCCCGGUCCACGUUUCGUAGCUAUGCCGUAGACGUUAGAAACGUGACCGACAAUCAAGCGGACCAAGUGCAGGAGCGGCUCGAAGAAUUGUCCACCGACACCCAUGCCAUUAUCAGCACCCUUACGCAAACGAUCGGGCAGCUGGUCGAGCAGGUAAACCGGACGGCCAACUUUUCCGAUUCGUUCUUUGAUCGGUACCGUGAAAUUGGCGCCAUAUUGUGGCUGGCUGGGCUUGCUACCACGAUCAUGACACUGCUAGUUACGCUUAUUCUGCUGAGCGCACUCAGCUGCGGUUGCUGCCAUGCGGACAAUAAGGCUGGUAUCACACUAAUACUCGGUGCUAUCUGCAUUUGUAUUGCAAGCCUAGCGCUGUCAGGUUUUACCAUGAUGGAGAUGCUGCUCGGAGCACAUGGUCAACUAUUCAUCUGUCACCCGCUGUACAACGAACCGGACUACACGGUGCUUCAGAAGCUCGUAGACAAACCGGGAUUAAUUUACCCGACCGAGCCGCAGUACGGCAUAAUUGGUGAAUUGUUGCGAAAGGCGGCCCCACCCGGUGCUCAAUGGUCACAGCCGGUGCAAAUUUCUCUGUCCACGGCACUGAACGAAUGCGAGCAGGGUCAUGGAUCUUAUGCCACCUUUCAGCUGGACACAUUACUGAAUCUCACCGCCAAACUAGAACACCGUCAACGGCCCGAACUUGAGCGAGCAAUCGAAAGCGUUGGGGCCAGCGAGGAACCAUUCAUUGGAUUCACCGUACGCAUACAGGGCAUCCUGGAGGAUAUGCUGUACGAUUCGGACCUCAAUCUAACCGGUACGCGCAUGGAACUGACGCAACUCUCACCAGACAAGGACGUACUCACCUUCAUCGAUCAGCUGCAGCGUGUAUCAGCACAGAUCCAAGACGUUGCCACAGCGAGCCGCAUGACAACGCUCGGUUCACGGGCCAAACGUUUACAGCUCUCCCUGCUGGCACCGCUCGAACAGUUGCGCGGUGAUAUCGUGUACCAUCUAACCGCGCUCGAACUGCAGCUCUCCCCGUGGGCAGCACAGGUCAACAAAAGCUUGACGCAUCUGCGCAAUGCUCAGACGUUCCUCGACACGGAAGCGGCCGAAGUGUGCUACAACCGUAGUGACGUUUACCGUGCCCGGUUACGGGCACAUCUGGACGCUUACCGGAACUACACGGCCACCGUGCUGAACGAUCGGUGUGCAAGCUGCCGGCCACUGUUCGACAUCUUCGAUGCGAUGCGCAUGCUAUUCUGCCACCACAUUAUGGAUCCGAUGAAUGGACUCUGGUUUUCGGCCUUCUUGUGUCUGUUCCUGUGGGCUGUGGCCACUCCACUAUCGUUGAUGCUUUCGUCCACGUACCGGCGGCUUGAGAUACUCUCAAGCAAGCUGCAGCAUUCGAACAGUCAUCGUUACAACGCUCGAGCAUCCGUCCGGGAAGAUCAACGAGAGUCUAGUCACUGGUCAACGCAACGAUCCGUCUCGGUGCACGUUAAUGCGGUGGCCGAGUCAAGCACCGACGAGGAGCUCCCGCACUACACGUCGCCCGGAAGCGAGGAAGAUGCUGGCACCGACGAAGGUGCGGUCGUUAUCGAGUACAUAGAGUUGCGGUACGAAAAUGGUGACCCGAUGAACUUUCGAGAGAGUUUGAUCUAGC